This is a messenger RNA of Poecilia latipinna (sailfin molly), 5016 nucleotides long. RefSeq lists its product as uncharacterized. Bases 612 to 1376 code for a protein of 254 amino acids. Gene Ontology annotation, cellular component: nucleus. The transcript has 7 exons. The record is from RefSeq and is a predicted model, not a curated record. NCBI's taxonomy places the organism in Eukaryota, Metazoa, Chordata, Actinopteri, Cyprinodontiformes, Poeciliidae.
UUCUUUAAAAAGUUCCCUGCAUGCGCCCAGACUGAGUUGCACCAACCGGUUUUAAGUUGCAGAAACAGUAUCCCGGCCAUGUUGGAACCCAGCCUUGCAGGCCACCUCGUAUCAAGACACCAUUUUCACCUGAGAGCGGAAACAACAGUGAUGCGCCAAUGAUUUGACGUCGAAAUCUGGCUCUUUAAUACGUUUCUCAGUCCGUUUCGUGUUUUCCAUUCAUGCCUCCUAAUAGCGCAACAGCAGCUUAACAACGUCGUAUAAUGACGCGACGCUGCGUUACGUGUGACUCGGUCUUUGUUACGGACUCCACCUCUUUCACGUGGACGCGCCUUAAGCCGAAUUAGAAAAUCCUGGGUUAACAAAGCUUGUCGAUAUACCGACCCGGUGACAACGGUUAUCAUUCCUCGGUUCCGUCUCCUGGACAACUGUUUUACAACGUGACGCAUCCCGGAUCGAACCGUGGCGCCGACCCGGCUCGGUUUCGCAGCGUUUUUCUGCAGCGGAUUACGAUUUGAUUACUAAAUCUAGCAUUGAAACAUCUCGGAUAAGUGCGCGCGCUCGCUCCGCCGCACAGGGGAGAGCAGUCGCACGUAGAGACCCGGAUCACAAUGAUGAUGAUGAUGAUGAACGCAGACAGAGAUUACCAGAUGAAUAAAAAGCAGGAGAGGGCUCAUUUCUUCAGCUCCAAGGAGCAAGAACUUAUUUUGAAGUUGUAUGAAGAAGAGCGAGAGAUCCUAACAGCCAAGUCCAACACAACCAGCGCCUCCAAGCUGAGGGAGGAAGCCUGGCAGAGGAUUGCUGAUAAAAUAAAUGCGGUUUCAGACAGUGGCUACAAAAGAACAUGGCAGCAAGUGAAAGUCAAGCACAAGAACAUCAUCCAAACAGCAAAAAGAAAAAGGGCCGAUGUGCUGAGGACCGAGGGAGGGUCGGGAAGCCCCUCUCUGACCUCAGCAGAGGAGGACGGGGUGCACAGCAGAGAAAACACCAUGAGGGUGGAGGUCCUACCCGGAGGCGCCUGCAUCGGCCCCGUCGGUGGAUCCGACAGCUCCUUUAUGAGCGUGUCAGGCCAUCCGGUCCUCCUCCUGCCCGUCACAAAGACGGAACCAGAGAGCCUGAGCGGCGAUGAGACGGACAUCAGCGAGGCUCAUUUUGACGGGGAUGUGCAGCACAGCAGUUUUCAGGAGGUCGGCAGCCCAGCAGGGACUACGAGCAGGACCAGACGUGCUGAGAAGCAGACUGAUGAACUAAGGACCCUUUACUGCUGUUACCUCAAAAAGGAGAUGGAGAAUCGGGACCAGGAGAUGGCCUACAGAGCACUGAAGAUGAAGAAGCUGGAAAAGGAAAUCCUGUUACUGGAUAAACAGCUGAUGUGAUUGUGAGAAACAGAACUUUAACACUAUAAUAGAUUUACUAUGUUACUGUCACCUGACAAAGGACAAUAUUAAUGACCAUUAUAAUGAUUCAGUCUCAUCCAAGUCGAAGCAUGAGCAAUUUCAGCUGCUGAUUUUGGCCUGUAGGUGGCGUCCAAUACCUCUAGUUCUCAGAGAAUGUGGAUCUCAAAAACCUUCAUAAUUGUAGUUAGGUUUACAUACAAUAAGCUCAAUUUCACAUUUUUAUAAUGUUUGAAUGGUGAAUUUAGAAGGUUUUAAAUUUUUUUCUUUUUUUUAGUUAUUUAAAAAUGAUCACUGUACUACUCAGACAAUGCAAAACCUCCACAGUUAACAGCCAAGGUUAAAUGCCAGUGAAGUUUUACUUAUUAGCUAUAUGAUCUUCAGCAUCUUCCUUGAAUCUUAAUGAAUUAGAAUCUAAUUGAAAAAAUUUAUUUAUUUCAGUAAAUAAGUUUAAAAAAAAUUAAACCACAUAUUUUCCAGAUUUGCUAUUCACAGAGGGAAAUAUAUCAAGUAUUCAUUUUUGUUUGUUUUAUUGAUUAUGGUUUACAGCUAAUUUUAAACCAUAAUUCAGUUUUGACUUUUAUCUAAAAAAAAAAAAAGGACGAGCCAUUGAGCCACAGUCCAGUCAUUUCUGUCUUUAGCCGACAUAAGACACCUAUGACUUGGUUUCUGGUUCCUUUUUAAACUCUGACAGCUUGGGAAUCCUCCUCUCCCCCUACAUUUGCUAUAUUUUAUACAUCAUCUUUUCUUUCCACUCAAUUUUCCAUUAAUUUGCUUGGACAUUACCAUUCAAACAGCCAGCUUGCAACGCUUUAUUUAUUAUUGGGGCCUGCCAUUUGCGUUACAUAGGGAAGAGCAGUGACUGCCUUUAGAAUUUCUGUUUAUAUCUUUAUUUCUUCUUCUUUCGUCUCCCUUAAUGCGGCUCUAACCGCUGCAUGCCCACCAACAAAAAUGGUAUCAAAAUGUGCAGCUCGAUGGCGAGAUGGGUGCUAUUAUUUUUUAUUGGGAAUCAGAGUUACGUAAAAAGCGAAAAACGAGCGAAACCUUGGAGUGUAACUGACACCAACUGCCGGUUUUUCACUAUCCUAAACUGCCUUGCUGCCCAAGCCUUUUUCCUAAAGUUAGCUUUCAGCUAGUUUGCUUAUUAAUUAAUUAAUUGAUUGAUUAAUUAAUUGAUUAAUGAAUUAAAGCUAUCUGUCAGGCUUUGAUUAACACAAUACAAGGUUCAUUAUUUUAUACAGUCUCAGUACCACGGCUUUACCCACUGUUUAUCCAAGACUACAUUUUUAUAGACAAAAACUGCAACAGUAAAUUUCAAGAACAGUCAUCAUCCAAAAGACUUUCCCUUCCCCCUUGAAAAGAAGAAAUAUACUUAAAGAAUUGUCUUUUAGUGUAUGCAAAAAAAAAAUGCAGCUAUUUAAAAUUCCCUCUACCCCCCAAAACAAAGGAAAUUAAUUUUAAAAUAUUAAAUAAUAUCUAUCCAUGUAAAGAAUACUUUAGACUAAAAUUUAAUAUUGAGGCAAAUGACUGUGCCUUUUGACGUAGAACCUUUGCAACAUUUAUCCUUUUCUUGCAGUUAUGCAUCUAAAUUUUGGAAGGAUCUUCAUAAUUGGUUGCUGACUAAUAAUUUAAAUAUUCCAACUGUAACUUACAGCAAUUAAAUUUGGCAUUUAUAUUUAGGACACAAAAUUGGAAUAUAUUAUUAAUAACCUGAUAAUUAUGGCCAAAUAUUAUUACACAAAUGUAAAUUUAAAAAAAAUUUACCCCCAAUCUGUGAUCUUACCUAAAAUAAAUUUCACUUCUGUUCAACUGGUUGUGAAAAUGGUUGAAACAAAGAAUGCAACUCUGCUGUGUAGUAGUUUGUCCUAUUUGAUUUUUGGCAUUUAUCCAAUUCAUGAUUAAGACCCCCUACAAUAAUUCCAGUUAUUCCGUUUAUUAAGCUUUCUUUAUUUUCUAAUAAUAAUUACCUGUUGUGUCAUAUAACGUUCAAGUCAUUCUGUAACCCCUUUGUUUCUUACCAGAAGUAAGAAACAAGUGACUAGGAAAGACUACUGACUCCUCACUCAAGAUACUGGAUAAAAAGUAUAUGUGCUUGUAAGAUUUGGCUGUUAAAGUAGAAACAGCCAGGAGACUGGAAAGUGAGCUGGCUUUGCUGUUGCCUAGCAACAUAGCAUACAUUACAUUGUUCCACUGAUGGAAUCUGAUGAUGUCGAAGUGUUGUGAUGUCAUAAGAAACGGAUGCCUUGAAUGUCCUGCAUCUGAAUCAAAUUUGCAAGAAGCUCAAGAAGCAGCACGGGCGUUGGUUUUUCCAUAUUGGAUUUAACAUUGCAUUUUUUUGUAGCUUUUCUGAUACAUCGGUUGGACAGUCAAAAUGUCACAAAUUGACCCUGAUUCGUUAACAAAGUCCCAAAUUAGACAAAUGACAAGAGAUGAAUUGGCUCUCAUGGUUAUGGAUUUUAUGCAAAGGAUUAAAGAAAAAUCUGCGUUGCUGAUUAAGGAGAACAUACUGCAGGAGGAUUUGGAAAAAUCUCAUGUACAAAUGAGCUUCUAAAUGAGAAAAUUGAUUCACUCACCAAAGACCUAAACUGGUCUCUCAAGCAAAAUAAAUACCUGGAAAGUCAGCAAAUCCCAAAGUUACAACACAAGGUAGAGAACCGGAGUUCCCACAGGACUCAGUUGUUGUCUGAGAUAAAAGACUACAAAAAUAAAGUUAAAGAGCUUCAAGCCUCUUUAAAAAACUUUGAAAGGGACUCAAAACUGCAGGUUGAGAAGAUUGAGGCAGAAAAACGGCAAAUGGUAUCUGAAAUCACAGCAUACCAAGCGAAGGUUGAAAAGCAACAAAGUGAAGUGAAGAGACUUGAGGUUGAGGUGUCCCGAAAAAUCGACGAAAUUAGCAUGAAAAAUAAUGAGCUUUUGAAAGAAAAAGAGAAGUGCAGACUUCUUGAAGCCAGGGUAAAAGCUCUGGAAAAGUAUUUGAAAGAGGUAGAGAAGGAAAAUAAGAAACUUCCCAAAACCCCAAUGGAGGAAGCCAUAGAGAGAACUAAACAAGAGUUUAAAGCAAGGGUCGAUUUAUCUUCAUGCGCAUUAACUGUGGAAAAAAAGCGAAACAGGACAUUAAAAGAACAUCUGACGAAAAAAGAACAGGAGGUGAGUAAACUCAUGGAGCAGCAGGCUGAGACCUCCAAGCUCUUAGCUUUACAGCAACAGAAAGAGGCUCUGACUGUGAAACAAAGUUUAGCCCACACAGAAUAUGAUUGGAGAGACCUGAAGAAAGAAAAUAAAUCCUUAAAUUGUCAGCUAAAGUUACUAUCUGAAAGCAGGCAGAGAGAUCAACAUCACAUUAAAGAAGUCACCAACCAAGUGCGUAAGGUGACAGAAAUGUACAUAACUGAGAAGAAGCAACAUGAGAAUUUGAAGGCAACCAUAAAGAGCAAAGGGGCUAAGGUAGAAGGUGAUAUUGAUCAAAGCAAAGUUGAAACAGAAACAAACGCUCAACAACUCAAACCUCUACCACCGAUCCAGGAAAAAAAAACCCAGCUACCCAAAACAAAAUCCAUAUGUAAUCGAAGAAUUCUGGUUCUGCGGGAAGGAAAGAUAGAGCCAGCCUUUAAUGAUGAAAACC